Zophobas morio is the source of this 8327-nucleotide messenger RNA. RefSeq lists its product as uncharacterized. The record is from RefSeq and is a predicted model, not a curated record. Gene Ontology annotation, biological process: proteolysis. Gene Ontology annotation, cellular component: membrane. The transcript is spliced from 16 exons. NCBI's taxonomy places the organism in Eukaryota, Metazoa, Arthropoda, Insecta, Coleoptera, Tenebrionidae. Gene Ontology annotation, molecular function: serine-type endopeptidase activity; protein binding. Bases 340 to 7722 code for a protein of 2460 amino acids.
UAAGCGAUCGACAAUAAACGGGCGACAAGUGGCGAAAGAGUUCGUGAAACCUAGUGCCUUACCACUAUACCAUACCAUAGGUCACAGUGCUUAAUAAUUUGUAACAAAAUAACCAUAGCAUAGUUCAUGGUUGGCAUAAUUACACUGUAAAAAAAGUGAAUGUGUGCAAUAUUUGCCCGGCGUACAGCAUCCGGGAGGAUUUCUCAUCGCAGCGAUUAAUGGUGUUCUUGUCGCAGCUCGUUACGUCAGGGUGUUAAACACCACAAAUUCCUAACACUAAGUGCAAAAGACCGAUACUAUAACAUGAUAUAGUGUUCUUCUAUAACGACUUUAACAGAAAUGGAUGCUGAUAGCAGCUAUGGCGGCAGCGACACCGCUCAGGAUUCGCAUUCCGGUCAUGAUAACAGUUCCUCGCUAGAAACCACCCACAAUGACGUCGCAACUACUGUCCCCGAUGUGGACGCCCAACAGCAAGAGCCAAACAACUUCUACCACAAGAACGAAAUUACCCUUCCAGUUAAUUACGAUGAAGCGGAUUUCCAAGAGAAUAAGUCCACGAAACAGCCCCAUUAUCUCUCGACAGCCAAUCUCAAUAUCAACGAUACGCUCGAACACCAUAGUAAUCUCGAAGAGAUGAACAAAAACUAUAAAAGUACGAGUUACUUGAACGAGUCGCCGAGGAUACGAAAGAAGUCCACCGAAGGUGUCGAUAAUCCUGCGUUCCAGGAAGAAGAGUACAAACCGGAAGUCAAAUCGACUUUCGACAAUAAUAAGCCAUAUAAUGGAGACUUGAAUUCCUCGGCCAUGAUGGGGUUGACGUCGCCAAAUAAAAACGAGGAGCCUUUGACUGAAGCUGUUAAUUUAGAAUUAAUCAAUCUUAAGCCUAUGGGGAAGGAUGUGACGGGUGCUUAUGAGAAUGGUACUAACGGAAUGACUAGCAUUCCGGUUAAGAAAGAAAAUGAUGCCGAAAUCGGUAAUCCCUACGACGAGUAUUUCGUCCCCGUUAAUGAACACAGAAAAUAUAUGAGUAAAACUCGAAAAGGUCGCAACAGCGUCACUUUUGCCGAGAUGAUUGCCACAUCUGGAGUUGACAAUAUGACUGGACUGUCCAUAACAGCCCCGGAACAGGGUGUAGUGGAAUACCCAGACUGGCUGACGUCAUUAGAAAAUACACGGGGCGAAAAACUGUAUGUUACCAUGGACAAAAGGAACAAAAAGAAAAGAAAUAAGUGUUUAUGUUGGGGACUUUGCUUAUGUAUCGUCGCCGCAGCUGUUAUCAUUGGCAUCUUAGCAGCAGUCGGUGUAAUUGGAAAUCAAGGACCUCAUCCGAUUCACGAAGUAAGCGCACGUCACUUCGGUUCUUCUGCGUCAGACGACGCACCAAUACAUAAAGGAGGUAUUUUCGGGCUUCCACAAGACAUAGUUAACGAAACGACGAUACUCCCGGAAGUUUCAACACGGCGUCUUACACCAGAACCUCCCGUUGUCACAGUUUCCAGUAUGUUGCCUUCCACAGAAACAUCUAUGAUACAAGUUCCUCGGGCAUUGGAAUCCCAGUUUGUGAUAGAUAACCUACAGUUCACUCCUGCCCUAUCCAAUAAAAAUAGUAGUGAAUACAAGCAACUUGCUGAAGAGUUAGAGACUGUCUUGAAAAACUCCUUAUUUUCUAAUAGUGAAUUAAAUUUUGGUUCGGCUGACAUUGAAGUCAAAGUUAUGGAUUUCGCAUCUGGAAGUGUUGUAGUAAAAUACCGUAUUACAUGGGUUUUCAAAGAUGGAAUUCACAAUCCCAAAGAUCCAGUUAACGAGGAAUCAUUGACAAACAAAGUAAAAAAUAUCAUCGAGGGCAAUAACGGCUUCAUGAAUACUUACCACGUUGUCGAUAAUAGUGUCGUCGUAGAAAGAGUACUCGAUCUAUGUAAAAUUGAUAAUCACGGAUGUGAAUACAACUGCUCAUUCGAUUAUAAAUUAGCAGAUUUUGUUUGUUCUUGCCCAGAUGGAAAAUACUUAAGUAGUGAUAAAAAAUCUUGCACUGAUGAAAUGAUAUUUGAACAUGAACAUGUACAUCCUCACGAACAUUACUUCCACACUACGAUGCAUCCAGAACCAGAACCUUCUGCUGAACCUGAACCAAUCCAUGACCAUGAUCACCACAACCAUGACCACAACGAUCAUCAACACGAUUAUCAUACCACUAUAAAUCCACAACCAGAACCAGAACCGUCUGCAGAACCCGAACCAGCCCAUGAUUACGAUCAUCACGAGCAUCAUCAAUACUAUCACACAACUGUAAUUCCACAGGCAGAACCAGAACCUUCUUCUGAACCAGAACCUUCCUCGGAACCAGAACCAGUACAUGACCACAAUAAAGACGAUCUAUUUUACCACACAACUACUAAACCAGAACCAGAACCAUCCGCUGAACCCGAAUCUACCCAAGAUCACCAUGAUCACUACCACUUCCAUCAUGAAAUUGUACCCACAGCUGAACCAGAACCAGAACCAACCUCUGAACCAGUAACGGAAGCAAAAAUUGUUGAAAUUCAUCAUCAUUCUGAGGAAGUACGACCGGAGCAGAUCAACCCAGAGGCUGAACCAACUGACAAGCCUGAAGAAGUUUCACAUGAAAAUUAUAUUCAUUUCCCCCAUACUGAAAUGAAUAGCGUAGAAACCACUACAGAACCCAAGGCAGAACCUAUUACAGAAGCACAUGAUCACCAUAAUCAUUUUGUGGCCGUGCCUGUUGAACCUGAAUCGGAGCUUAACAUAGAGAUGACCACUGAAAAACAAAUGGACAGAACAGAACCUAUAGAUAACGUAGAAAUUACCACUAGAUCGAACGUGGAAGCUAACGUAGUCGCUAUUUUGUCAACUAGCACCGAACAUAACGUAGAACACAGCAGUGAACAUAACGUAGAACAUAGCACCGAAUAUGACCUAGAACACAGCACCGAACAUAAACAUGAAAUUGAAAUUGCGCCGGAACCAGCGGCUGAACCCGUUACAGAAAAUAAUCCAGUUAUUACCACAAAUACAAACGCUGAACAUAGUGUCAAACAUUCUAUGAUUGAUGAAACGCUAACACCUAUUGCAGAACCUACACCCGAACCAGAACCGGAACCCACUCCUGAACCUGUUGCUGAACCUACGUCAAUUCCAGUAGAAGUCCAUAAUUCACAUGUCGUUGAAGAAACUAGCUCUGAACAUUUUGCAGUCCAUCAUGAAAGUGAACACAGCACAGAACCUGUCGCUGAACCAACCGCAGAACCGACAAUAGAACAUAACACUGAACCUGUUGCCGAACCACUUCCGGUACUUCCACUGGAAUACAAUACUGAGCAUUUCCCACAAACCACAUUGCAACCAAAUUCUGAACACAGUACGCAAAACCAAAUUUCUUACGAUGAAAAAAAUGUAGAACUACACGAUCACAUACCGGAAACUUCUUCACAUGCAACAAGUACAUCUGAAUCUGAACAUAAAGCGGAAAUAAUCACAGAAGUUGUUAGGCCUACCACUACUAUGAGCACUAAAAUGGAAAAUGUCACCGACCACGAAAUCAAAAUUGUUGAUUCUUCAGACGAAACGAUGACUGAAACUUCAUCUUCAUUCGCUGUACACUCGGUUUCUGAAACAACAACAGAAUCUAGAAACGACGUACAUGUUUCUGUUUCUUCGACAGAAUCUGCUCCACCCACCACAAAUGUAUAUACAUCUGGCAAUGAACUUAGAUAUAAUCACCUAGCAAGCGAAAUUUUCGCAGAACCUGAAGAGACAACAACAAUGAAUAAUCAACCUCAAGAAAUGUCAAGUCCUGAAGCAACUACUUCUAACCAAGAAUUGAAUUCCAGUAUUUCUACUAAUGUUGUUACCGAAGAAAGUAUUGUUGUAAAUACUUUAACUCCCGAAAUACAUGUAGACAAGUCCAUAACAACAAACAUAUAUGUAACAACAACUCGUCAGCCUUUGGUUGAAUCGUCUAGUACAAAGGAAGAACACGAAGAAAAUCUACUAAUACCAGUAUCUGUUAAUGAACAAGCACGACAUUUGCAAGUGCAUACUAGUACAGAACAGCCAGAAAAUGACACAAAUACUGUAUCGGUCGUCGUUAAUGACAUGCCAUUAAUGUUACAUUCAGAUGAUAUAGAAAUCAAAAACAUCACUACCACCCAGAAACCUGAAGAAAUGACUACUCAGCCAUCCGAAAUGACUAAAAUGCUUACAGAAAUGCAUCAACCUGACCAUUCAACUGAAACAACUCUUGAAGCAUCUUCCAAUAACACUCAUAUGCAUGGAACAAUAGUUGAAAGCACCGAAAACACUAGUGCUAUGGACAAUAUGUCGCCUUUCCUUCCAGAAAUCGACAAUGACACAUUCGUUAAUAAACUGCACUUAGGAGAACAUGUGAUUCCUCAUAUUCAGAAUGAAACUCACGAUGAUGAAGGCGCUGAAACUUCACCACCACCUCGUCUUGACAAUGACCAAAUGAAUGUAACAAAUCCGCAAGACCCUACCAUAACUGACAGUGCGUUAAAAGUCGUUCCUUUGGAAGGCGGCGAGAACGAAAUUGUGGAAAAUGUCACAAAAUCAGCAUCAGACAAAAUUGAUGAAGAACCAAAACAAAUUGAGUCUCACAUUAUUCCAGUUUUGAUGCAACAAGAUGCACCAGUUACAACAAGUGAAGCGUCUUCAGCCGUUACAGACAACCAAAGCGAACAUUCAGUUGUUGUUUCAAAAGAAAGCGAACCUGAUAUGGUACCAGUGAUAGUAUCACAAGAACCAAUAACCACAACGACUAUGGUUUCGACACCAACAGAAAAUGAAGUUGGAGCAAACAAAACAAUUAAUUUAACUGAAAAUAGCAGUGAUACUAUAGUGAAAAAUAACGAAAAUAUUUCUGAUAUUACUCUAGUUCAAACAACCACUACUUCUUCUUCUGGAGAAACUAUAUUUACUACACUACCACCAGAGAUAUUAAAUAAUGUACACGUUAACAACUUCUUUGAAAAUACUAAAAACCAACAAGAAACAACUACUUCUUCUUCUGGAGAAACUAUAUUCACUACACUACCGCCAGAGAUAUUAAAUAAUGUACACAGUAGCAACUUCUUUGAAAAUACUAAAAACCAACAAGAAAAUAAAAAUGAUGGAAAUGAAUACAGUACAAGUACAGAAGAUUUGAUAGCUUUGGAAACAACAACCAAUAGAGAAAAAGUUCCUGAAUAUCGAAGCGUUACAAUCGAUCAAACAACGGAAAUUUUAAAAAGCAAUCAGAGUGCUACAACAGUUCAUGCAGAAAUUGUAGAUACAGUGACGGAAUCAAUUAAUUUCAAUAAUGAUAUGAAUGCAACUGUUAAUGAAACGGUUACCAACUCAGUAAGGACACCUGUCGGAGAAGAAACAACUACUAUCUUUUCAAAUGAAAUUACUACAAUACCUACACCAGACAAUUCUUCUCAUGCUUAUGAAGUAAAUGAGUCUUUAGCUGAUGUUACAACAACUGAAAAACUUUUCGUCACUGCAAAAUCAACAACCGAAAAUCCUAUAAUUACGAAAGCUGAUUAUGAAGAUCUAUCUGUUGUACCAUUAGACCCCGAAGACGAAAACGAAACUGCCAAAGUUAAUGAAAAGCGUGUAGUUCAUGACACCAUUACUCAGCUAGAUUCUGACACAAGUGACAGUUUCAAUGAUAUAUCAGAAGAAGAACAGGCAGUUAUGGAUAAAUUCCAUCACAACGACAACGAUAUUAAUGCAGUUAAAGAAAAUUCCAAUGAUGCAACUACUAGCAAAAUUGACGAGAGCGACACUAACACGGAAAUUGGUGGUGAACUAUCCAAAUACGAUGAAAGUAAAUUCAACAAAAAGAGCUACUACGAUAAAGAAAAACCUAAAUUUGAGAAAAAGGUUAAGUUAGAAAAAGUUAUCAGUACUAUCACUGAUGACGAACUUUUGACAUCGUCUGCACCAAAUGAUAAGCAACCCCAUCCGUUCAGUGAUAUCAGGCCCGUAACAGAAGAUUUUGCAAUUCCUGAUUUUGCCAGAUGUACCUACGGUCAGUUCCACUGUGUGAACGGAACAUCUGUAAAAGACGGUAGUUACUGUAUUCCAGAAAAUGAUCGCUGUGACUCCGUAGAUGACUGCAGUGAUGCUUCUGACGAAAUCGACUGCGUUAAAAACGGAUGUCCAAACAAUUUCCAAUGUGCAAGUGGACAAUGCUUAAAGAGACAUCUAGUGUGUGAUGGUAUCCAAAACUGUAAUGAUGGUAGCGACGAAACUGGAUGCGACCACUGGACAUGCCGAUUCGAUGAAUUCUCUUGCGGACCCGGAAGCCGUUGCCUUCCCAUCAUUUGGAAGUGUGAUGGUAGAUCACAGUGUCUGGAUGGAUCAGAUGAGCACAACUGUCCUUCAAGUCAAUGCAGUGAAGAUUCUUUCCACUGUACAGAACAAAAUGCGUGCAUACCAAAGAGUUGGACAUGUGAUGGAAAAUCCGACUGUUUGAAUGCAGAAGAUGAAAAGUCAUGCGCAUGUGCAAGUGAUGAAUUCAGGUGCGCCAUUGGUGGAGGAUGUAUCAAAAAAGAACAAACAUGUGAUGGUGUGCCUCAAUGUGCUGAUCAGUCGGAUGAAUGGAAUUGCUGGCGAUUAGAAAAAGAAACCGACAAUAAAAAAAUUUUAGAGGUACGGGUUGCUAACAGCUCGUGGUAUCCGAUUUGUUCCAACAACUGGAAUCAAACCUAUUCGGACUCGGUAUGUCGCAGUUUGGGUUAUGGCGGUUCCACUUCAAGUGAAAAUGUAGAUAAAAAAGAGGACUGUGACACAUGUUUUAAACUCAAGCCCGAAUUGACAUAUGGAGUUUCCCUUUUAUCUCAACUCGAAAAAGCCGACAACUGUGAAGCUCAUGUUUCUAUAACUUGCCAAGAAUUUUCUUGCGGAAGUCAUUCUACUCUUGACAUACAAUCAGCGCGUAUAAUUGGCGGAAAUCGUGGAGUUGAAUCACAAUGGCCUAGUUUGACACUUCUCUACAACAAGAGGCACAAUUUACAAUGUACUGCAACACUCAUAGCACCAACAUGGGUUGCUGCUAGUUAUUCUUGCAUCUUCAACUCUAACUCACAAGCGCCAGUACUACCAAACGACUGGAUCUUGUAUGCAGGUAGUACCAACUUCUUCAGUAAUCCAGACAAUUCAACUGUACAAGUUGGCCAAAUCAAACGUAUCCUUCCACAUCCACAGGCCAAAUUUUCACAAUUUGAAUAUACCAAUGACGUAGUUUUGGUAGAACUCACUAAACCGUUAACGAUAACGAGAAACGUUAGCGCUAUGUGUUUACCGGAUAAAGACAUAGAACCAAGACAGCUAUGCGUAAUCGCAGGAUGGGGAGUUAGCAAACCAGGAGAACCCAGCAAGAAUCAAUAUCUGCAUUAUUUGCCCGUUCCCGUAAUUGAUUCAGAAGAAUGCAACUCCACCAAACACUAUAAUGGUUUAAUGAGUAAAGACAAAAUCUGUGCUGGUUAUACAGAUUCUGAGAAAACUCCAUGUUAUAAUGACGAGGGUGCGCCCUUGAUGUGUUUCUCAGACAACGCCAGCACUUGGGAACUGCAGGGUAUUCUCAGCCACCAUGAUAAUUGCGCAAAAAGCAAACAUCCUGCAAUUUACACUUCGAUAAACGAGAGAAUGAGGAAGUGGGUGAUAAAUACCAUAGGCCAGAAACCAGCGAGAAAUGCGUAAUCGUGAUUUUGUAUUAUAGACUUUGUUGUAACAUAGCAGACAUAGGUUUACCAAUUAUUUCUUAACAGACAUAUUAUGUAGCUCAAUUACUACUUAAAUUUCCAUCUUAAGGUUUGAAAAUAAAGUAACUAACUUCCACUUUUACUUAAAGCAAAAGUGGAAACUAGUCAGUAAAAUUAACAGAUUUUUAUCGCUAGUACGCAUACUAAAUGUUCGUGGUUAUUAAAAGUUAAAUGUUGUUAAAUUUCAUGCAGAUUAAUGUGUAAGUAUUUUGGUAUCAAUUUUAAAACUGUUGUAAAUAUUGUAUAGUUUAAUUACUAUUAUUAUUUUAUUUCUGUUACUGUUAUAUCCAUCAAUUUUUUUACGUAACUAUCUAUUUUAUUCAUCCAAGGUCGAAGUCCGUCCAAUAAAUUUAAAUUAAAAACAUAUUUUUGUUUUUGUAGUUCGCUAGUCACACAUUCUUGUGCCAAUAUACAAGUGCAUGUGACGGUAAAGGACCAUCAUGUUGUGUAAAUAAAUCUUUUAAUAUUUACGUAGAUACAUCCAUCCCAAUUAGGCUUGUAUUGUCCAAAUUUUGUUUAUAAUAAAGAUAAUAAAACACCAAA